Messenger RNA from Sphaeramia orbicularis (orbiculate cardinalfish), 1978 nucleotides. Its product is annotated as potassium voltage-gated channel subfamily G member 3-like. Gene Ontology annotation, biological process: protein homooligomerization; potassium ion transmembrane transport; action potential. The record is from RefSeq and is a predicted model, not a curated record. Gene Ontology annotation, molecular function: protein binding; delayed rectifier potassium channel activity. Gene Ontology annotation, cellular component: voltage-gated potassium channel complex; membrane. The coding region runs from base 418 to 1638 and encodes 406 amino acids. The transcript is spliced from 2 exons. NCBI's taxonomy places the organism in Eukaryota, Metazoa, Chordata, Actinopteri, Kurtiformes, Apogonidae.
GCUCGGUGGAUCUUCAGUCUCACAUCCAGGACUUCGACAAACGUCCUCCAUGUGGUGAGUGCGGAGCGUCUGAGUUCUACUUUUACUCAAACUGGACCGACUCCAGACCAGAACCUUCUGACCGGUUUAAGGACCAGAACCUUCUAACCAGUUUAUGGACCAGAACUUUCUGUGCAGAAUAAGGACCAGAACCAGACUGGUUUAUGGACCAGAACCCUCUGACCAGUUAAAGGACCAGAACCUUCUGAGCGGUUUAAAGACCAGAACCUUCUGACCAGUUAAAGGACCAGAACCUUCUGAGCGGUUUGCGGGUCAGAACCUCAGAGGUGUUAUGUGACGCCUCUAUCUCUGUGACUCUGAUCAGAUGAUCAUCCCAUCACCUGAUUCCACGCAGACGGACGGAGGAUCUGAUUGGACAUGAAGUUCGGCAGCAGUCGUUGCACCCUGAACGUGGGUGGUCGCAGGUUCUCCUUCUCGGUGGAGCUGAUGAAGCGCCUCCCUCUGAGCCGCCUCAGCCGCCUGCACCGCUGCGGGUCGGAGAGCGAGCUGCUGGAGCUCUGCGACGACUACGACCGCGACAGGAACGAGUUCUUCUUCGACCGCCACUCGGAGGCCUUCAGCUUCAUCAUGUUGUACGUCACACACGGGAAACUGCGCUUCGUUCCUGACAUGUGCGAGCUGUCCUUCUACAAUGAGAUGCUGUACUGGGGUCUGGAGAGCUCUGACCUCCAGCUGUGCUGCCAGCGGCGCCUGGACGAGCGCAUGUCCGACUGCUUCGUCCACUUCUUCCCAGAGGAGGAGCUGCGGUGCCCAGAGGAGCCGCAGAGCCGCUGGUUGGAGACCAUGAGGAGGACCUUCGAGGAGCCCACGUCGUCGCUGGCGGCCCAGAUCCUGGCCUCCGUGUCCGUCAUAUUUGUGCUCAUCUCCAUGGUGAUGCUUUGCACCAGUACCUUACCCGACUGGAAGGCCGCCGAGACCCUGGACCAGCACAGGAUCGUGGAGGCCGUGUGCAUCGGCUGGUUCACCGCAGAGUGCCUGGUCCGCUUCAUGGUUUCCAGGGAUAAGUGUGAGUUCGUGCGUCGUCCUCUGAACAUCAUCGACCUCCUGGCCAUCACGCCUUACUACAUCUCGGUGACCGUGACCAUCAUGACCGGGGAGAACUCGCAGCUCCAGCGUGCGGGGGUCACGCUGCGCGUCCUGCGCAUCAUGCGGAUCUUCUGGGUCAUCAAACUGGCGCGUCACUUCCUGGGUCUGCAGACUCUGGGCCUGACGCUGCGCCGCUGUUACCGCGAGAUGGUGAUGCUGCUGGUCUUCAUCUGCGUUGCCAUGGCGAUCUUCAGCGCGCUGGCACAGCUGCUGGAGCACGGCCUGGACCUGGAGUCCGGGAACCGGGACUACGCCAGCAUCCCGGCCGCGUGCUGGUGGGUCAUCAUCUCCAUGACGACGGUGGGCUACGGGGACAUGUACCCGGUGACGGUGGCGGGCCGCGUGCUGGGUGGCGUGUGCGUGGUGAGCGGCAUCGUGCUGCUGGCCCUGCCCAUCACCUUCAUCUACCACAGCUUCAUCCAGUGUUACCACGAGCUCAAGGUGCGCUCCGCCAGGUGCGUGCGCAGCCUGUCCGGGGAGUUCCCGCACUGAGACGCGCACACCUGCACAGGUGAACCAGGACUCAGGUGACCCGCUCAGGUAACCCCCGGACGCACACUCUUUACCCGACACACCUGUCCGGGUCAGGUGACCACAUGGUCAUGUGAUCGAAGGAAACCUGUGGAACCUUCAGGUAAAACCCACGAAAGUAAAACCAGGAUAAAACUGAGACACGCCUUCAAUAAAGGUUUAAUCUGUUUCAUUCUGAGGUUUGUUGACCUACUAGCCCCGCCCCCCAUCCCUAUUGGCUCGUAAUUUAACGUGCAGGCCUUCAUUGGUCCAUCUACCUGUCAUUCACCUGGUCACGUGUCUGUCUCUGUUAGGAAAAGGU